ACCUCUGGAGGGGCGCUUCAUUGGGGAAGGGGACGCGUGUUCGGCUGACCUGCGUGUCGGGGCGAGAAACGAGGCUUCUCUUCUCUGGGGAAAACGUGAAACGGGCCGUGUUUCCUCUCCCGGCUGAGAGACUCAGCGGCUCCCUCUGCCCAGAAUGGGCCCAACGGAUCCCCCACACGUGGUACCAUCUCCUGGACGGCCCCCCUGGUCUGGCUGGAGCAGCUCCUGCCCGCUUCGCCCAUGCUGGCUGACCUCCGUCGCAGCCUCUCAACUGGGGGCCCCCAGCAGGAGGAGGGGCUCACCCGGACCCUUGAGCUCGGGGCCACUGCCAGCCCUGUUUCCCCGGGGUCUCACGAAAGCCCCUGCCUGGCUCCGGCCUUGCUGCAGGACCACCGUACCAGCACGCCUCUUUCGGGGGCGUCUCCUGGAGCCUGGGCAACCCCCACCAGCUGCCAGGACUUGGGGCCCAAGACCCCCUUGGAGCAGGCUGGGCCCAUCGCCUCGCCCUGCUUGGCUGCCCCGGAGGCUGAUGCCACGGCUUCACCGGAGGACCAGGAAUCGCCUGUCGUGUGCCAGGACCCGGGCACUGCCUGCAUCUCCCUGGCCGGCUGCGGGUGCCACAGCCUCUGGGGGUCUCCUCUGAGCGUCCUGAGCGAUGGACUUGGGGUCUCUCCGGCCGGGAAGGAGCCCUCUUGGCAAGGCCCCAAAGGGAUGAGCACCAACCCUCCCUGCCUCACCUGUGCCCGAGCCUGCCUCCCCCAGCAGAAUCAGGGCACCGGCAUCACCCCCGUCUCCGUGGCGUCUGCAGCUGCCUGCACCUCCCAGCUGAGCCUCCGGGAGGCUGGAGUGAACACCUCCCCUGCGGAGAAGGCCACCACCACCGACAACACAGCCGAGACCGACUCCCUUCUCUGGCAUUGCUCCCGGGACCAGCUGAGCCACCUCUCCCGGGCGGAGCUGGAGGGGCGCCUGGAGAGCACCCUGAUCAUCAUGGAAGCCCUCUCGCACCAGAUCCGGGCCGCCCAAGACUUCCGGCGAUCGGCAGCCCCGGUGGGGCCAGCGGACCAGAGGGACGCGGCCACCCAGACCCCCACGGCCGACUCCAGCCAGGCGGAGGAGCGGCUCUACCACAAACUCUACCUGGAGCAGCGGCUGCGCUUCCACUCCCUGCAGGGCCGCCAGAAGAACCUGCAGGGCCUCGCCCAGAAGCUGGAGGGCGCCAGCGAGGAGAUGAGAACGUGGUCAUCCGAUUCCAGGCAGCUCCAGGCCAGGGUGGACACCGCCUUCCAGCAGCUCCAGCAUGACCGGAGGUCUCUCUGCCAGCAGCAGAAGCAGAUGGGCCGUCUGCUGGUUCAGGGCAGGGCCCAGGUCCAGCACUGGGGCCAGAAGCAACAGGAGAUGGGCCGGGAGCUGAAGGCGGCCCUGAAGGCGAAGGACGCGGCCAACCUGGUCCGGGAGUCGGUGCAGGCCGGUGCUGCCACCAAGAUCCGGAGGCUGGAGCUGAGUGCCGAGUCCCGGCAGCGCUUGUGGGCCCUGCUGCAGAAAGCAAAGGCGCUUGAGGUGGAUCUCUUGUCCGGAUACGGCCGCCAUGUGGCCAAGGGAGACAGCCUUGCGGCAGCCCUGCAAACUGACUGGGCUCAGAUGCGGCUGGAUUACCAGGGGUACCGCAGCAUCGUCGGCAAGUGCCUCGUGGCCAACCGGAAGAUGGCGGAGGAAGUGGAGGCCGCCCGGACUGAAAGCGCCCGGCACCAAGAGGUGUGCCAGAAGCUGGAGGAGACGACGGUAGAACUGGUCGAAGCGCUGGGCCGGGUGAACGAGCUGGUGGAGACCAACACGCGGCUGGACCGAGACCUCCAGGCCGCUCUGGAAAAAGGGGCGGCCUCGGAAGAGCAGCUGCAGCAGCUGCGGGAAGAACAGCUGGAGCUCACCCAGCGGCUGGAGGAGAAGACGACGGCCAUCCAGCAGCUGCAGGACGAGGCUGCCAGGCUGGCACAGGAGAAGGAGAGGGCGCAGCAGGAACGGGACGGUGCCCAGCGGGACUUUCGGGAGGCUUUGGAUUGCCGCGAGUUUCUCGAGCAGGAGAACCAGGUUGCCCGCCGCCAGCUGAGCGAGACGGAAGAAGAGCUGAAGGCCAGCCUCUCCGCCCUGCGGGAACGCGGCAGCCAACUGGAGGACCUCAAGGAUGCCCGCCAGAAGCUCCAGCAGGAGCAGGAGUCGCUGCGCGCUGAGCUGGAUGGCGCCAGGGCUGAGAUCCAGGACACCAAAAUGGGCCUGGAGGGGCUUUUCCGGGCCGUGCUGGAGUUGGGGGGUCUCCACGCCCAGUUCCUGGAGGCUGCCAACAUUCUGCAGACGGGCCGGCCAGGCGAGGCAGCCCAAGUGGCCCCCCAGAACAGCACAUGCACUCCGGCCCGGCGCACCCCCCACCGCCCGGGGGUCUCCUUGGUGGACAGCGUCCUUCGAGCUGCGUCCCAGGGAGCCCCAAAGACCCCGGGCCUCUGGAGCGAGACCAGCGCCUUUAUGCGCGCAGCCCCGGCACCCCCUCCCCAGCUCUCAGAUAUUCAAGCCUCCCUGGCCAGUCACACCCAGGACCUGCGCCUGGCCGUGGAGCAACUGCGCCUCCUGGCCAGGCGUUGCCAAGAAGACUUUGGAGAGCUGCGGGCACAGAGUUUGCAGAUGGAGCAACAGCUGGAAGCGUCUCAAACGCAGCACCAGGCGGAGAUGGAGGCUUGCCAAACCGCCCAAAUCAAGCUCAGCAAGAUUCUGCACCUGAAGAUCCAGAGCGAGAAGGAGCUUCAGGAGCUGCUGCGUCAGCAGGAAGAGAAGCAAUGCCAGCUGAGCGACCAGAAGAGGGAACUGGCGACCCUGCGAGAGGAGGUGGCCCAGCUGAAGCUGGAGCUCCAGAAGUCGCAGAUGGCAGCCACCACGCUGUGGGACGAGAUGAGUGGGACCCGGCGCCCUGACGUCCAGGAGAAGAUCUGGCUGCGGCAGGAGGUUGGGAAGUUAAAGGAGCUGCUUCUGCAGAAGGACACCGAGCACACGAAGGCCCUGACCAGCCACGUGAUGCAGGUGAGGUGCCUGGAGGAACGGCUGUGCCAGGCUCAGCAGCUGCUGAGACGACAGGAAAAGGUGGAGGCGAACCUGAAGCAGGCCCUCUCCACGUUGCCGGCUGAAGUGUCCAGCCUCGCUGAGGUCCAGCGCCUUGUGGGUCUCUUUGUCUGAAGAAGCCACGGAGGCGAAAGCAAGAGUUUGUUCUCAUUUGUCUAAUGAAGUAAAUGUUACGUCUCUUAA
Molecule: messenger RNA, 3288 nt
Organism: Pantherophis guttatus
Lineage: Eukaryota; Metazoa; Chordata; Lepidosauria; Squamata; Colubridae
Gene: SPAG5
Product: sperm associated antigen 5
Biological process (GO): cell division; regulation of attachment of spindle microtubules to kinetochore
Source: RefSeq, a predicted model, not a curated record